Messenger RNA from Daphnia pulicaria, 2585 nucleotides. Its product is annotated as protein eva-1-like. Gene Ontology annotation, molecular function: carbohydrate binding. The transcript is spliced from 7 exons. The record is from RefSeq and is a predicted model, not a curated record. Bases 287 to 2059 code for a protein of 590 amino acids. NCBI's taxonomy places the organism in Eukaryota, Metazoa, Arthropoda, Branchiopoda, Diplostraca, Daphniidae.
ACUGUCGAGCCGAGUGGACCCCAUUUUCAGUUGCCUCCAAAAAAUUUAAAUUGUAACCGGCACCUCACGAAUUAAUUAUUUCGUUCACGUGUGUUUUUUUUUCUUUCGUGAAAUUUCGUGAAUAAUUUAUUUCUUUCAAUGUGAACACGAGUUGAUUAAUUCGAUCGAAUUUUUUCCCGGGAUACAGAGGUGUGACACAAUCAUCGCCAAAGUGUGUGAGGUGGCCCGUGAAAAGAUUUGGAGCUGCUGAACUGGCAAAAAUUGAUUGGCAUCAAAAAAGCAAAAGAUGAUGGUGAGUGAAGCACUUUGGAGCGUGAGGAGUAAGCGGACGGGAGGAGGAUCCAGCGGCCGGAGGACGAUUCGACACUCUGGCGGAUGUCUUACCCCGUGGCUGCUCCUGUUCCUGUUGGCUGCCUCUUCAUCCAACGCCGACAAUUUGGCUCUGCUGUCGGGCACUUUGCGAACUAUUCAGCGGGCGGCCUGCGAUGGUGAAACGCUGACGCUUCGAUGUCCCUUGGGCACGGCCGUUUCCAUCCAACUGGCCCAGUACGGAAGGCCAGCUCCGGGCGUGGCACUCUGCUCCCAACAACAACAACACCCACCCGAUCCGCCCGCUUUGGCGUCCAUAGACGGCAAUCAAUUACAGCAGCAGCACAAUUCGAUUAACGACACCUGCACGUUGACUCCUCAGAUGCAGCACGCGCUACUCCAAACUGUAGUCGAAGCCUGCAUGAAGAAGAGGCACUGCAAGUUUACCACGUCGCCGGGCAAUGGCAAAGACACGGCGGCUGUUGUGGUCCCGGCCUCGCCUUCGUGUCCCGGCCAGCCGCCCAAGUUUGUCGAAGUUGCGUACAAGUGUCGCCCGCUUGAAUUUCGUAGCAAAAUCAUUUGCGAGAACGAGACGAUCCAGUUGAAAUGCAAAAGGAACGCCCGCAUCGCCAUCUAUUCGGCCACUUUUGGGCGUGUCCAAUUUCAAAGCGCCCAGUGCCUCCAGCCGCCCGGAAUCGAGGAUGAAACUUGCGAGGCCAGCUUUUCGACAGAGACGGUGAUGCAAAUGUGUCACGGCAAGCGUAGGUGCACGCUUAACGCUUCUUCGUCGACGUUCGGUAAUCCGUGCAGCCCCCAAUCUCAUCUCUACCUACGUGUCGUCUACACUUGCGUUUCGCGAAGGAUACUGAAGGAUCACUACCAAGGGGAGCUGGAAGAGGAUGAAGUGCCGGAUCACCAGAAUUCGUUCGAUAACGAAGACUUGAUGAGUGAGAACUCGUUCGAGUCGGAAGACUACGCCGAGCCCGUCUCGUCUGCCACUCCGAUUCCGCCUCGACACGUUGCAGCCCAGGACGACGCCAGUAACUAUGACAACGCCAACAACUACCGGACGACUGACCGACCAUUCGGCGACCAGCAAGCCAAACGCGGAGGAUUUAUCGGCGAUGCCGGCGUCGUCGUCCAUGUUGACGACAUGCUAGGGGAUAUCGGAAGUGACGGAGGCCGUCGCCAUCAGGAAUGGCCCCAACCUUCCGAGCGGGACCACAAUAACGGACGACACGACAACACGCAAUCCCAUCCAUCACAGCAGAACGUCUUUGGUUUCAUCACAGAUUGGAUCACCUCUGUGUCUUUUAUGAAAGAGAAUCAAGAGAAAUUCAUCUUGUAUCUGACGCUGAGCAUUGCGGCCGGAAUUCUUGUGGUGUUGACGCUGCUGAUUGCCCGGAUGUGGUGGCAGAAACGGCGCGGAAGGCGGGAAGCCAAAUCGCUUCAUUCAUCUGAUCCCAUCCCGGCCUUUGCUGAUGACGUUAGCGACGUUGAUAACGACAUUGAUCUGACUAGUUUAUCGUUGCCGCCUCCUCCGCCACUCCUCUCCGAACUCACCAGCUUGAACGGAACGAUGAACAGCGGGCCGGUGCCCAGCGCCGAAGGUGUCUACUCGGCCCAGUACGGCUACUCCGGCCAGCACGGUGUCGCCGGCACGAUACGCCGUUCCACUGUCGAAGAAGGUGACACGCAUCCCCGUAGUUUCAUCCGCAACGGGAACAACAGUCACUACUAUUACGGCUAGACAGCACCUGUGUUUUCUCGCUAAUGUUUGAACAAAAUGUCAUGACGUGGAAAUGAAGUCGUCGUCAUCGCAUUUUUAAAAAAUGUACAUACAAAAGCUUAUAGUUGGAUCGCCAAUCAUGUAUACAGUACACACUUUUCUGCAUAUGUUACUUCUAUUUCCCCCCCAUAAAUUUAUACGACAAAAUGGACAGCAAAAAUGUAUCCGGGUAGGCCUGAAUACUCUGAUAUUUUGGAGGAAAACUGGUUUGAUUCCACAUUCUUUGGUAUCCCCUUUCUUCUACAACUUCCCACAUCACCACACACCCACUGGUUGUACAUAAUUUGAUUAUUUAAACACUUGAUGAAAACUUUUCUUUUUUUUUCAAAACAUACAGUACGAGCGCCCGAUUAUUUUGCUCUAUUAUAUGCUACCGCUGUAAAAAAAAAACACUUUUGGAAUGAAUCGCAAGGUGUGUGAUGUCUGAACAUGUCACAUUGAUUGGUUACCAUGUCAAAAGGAAAUAUAUCUUAUACAUUUCAACGUA